Messenger RNA from Styela clava, 1096 nucleotides. RefSeq lists its product as uncharacterized. The record is from RefSeq and is a predicted model, not a curated record. Lineage: Eukaryota; Metazoa; Chordata; Ascidiacea; Stolidobranchia; Styelidae.
UGUUGUUCGUCAAGUGAAGUAAUCGGCAACACGCUGUACGACUAUUGCUAGGUACCGUAUAUGUCGCAAUACCUCGUCCGUGUUAUACUCAGACCUGACUAAUUUAGUCCGCUGUUGAAGUGAUUUGACAGACAUCUUUUGGUCGCUGAUAAACUGAUACUUAACAGGCCUGCAACAUGAAGGUGAUUGUGGCUGGUUACCCCAAAACGGGAACAAAAUCUAUGAACUGGGCUCUCACCAGAUUGGGUUACAAAGUCUAUGAUUAUCCCGAGAACGUGUACUUGCUGCAGAAGGAAUACAAGAUAUUUACACAAGGCUGGACGACGGAGGAUUUCCGGAGAAUGUACGAAAAUGUUGACGCAGUCGUUGAUAUACCAGCGUUCUAUUUUUGGGAAGAAAUUCAUAAAGCUUUUCCCGACGCAAAGAUAAUCCUGACCCUGAGAGACAGCGAGGAAGAAUGGUUUCAAAGCAUGAAGAAUCUCGUUGACGUUGGAGAAUCUAAUAUUGCACUCAGAGCACUUGAGAUUUUGUCUCCCACACAAAGAAAGACAAUGAGAGAUGUUACCAAUUAUAUGGGUCCUACAAUAAUGGGAAUUCAGAAUCAGUCAAGUUUGAGACGAAAAGCUCAUUUAAAUGGAUCCAUGUUGAAAUUAAAGUACCGGAACCAUAAUUCAUCCGUACUUCAGAGAGCGCCGAAGGAUAAACUACUAGUUUACAAGUGUUCUGAAGGCUGGGAGCCUCUGUGUAAAUUUCUUGGUGUUCCAGUUCCAGAAGAACCAUUCCCGCACAAAAAUAAAGCAGGGAAUAUUGUCGGCGAGAUUUUGGAAACAAACGCAAUUUAUUUGCGCAUGCAAAGGGAAUUACUCUUUUCUUCAAUAGCUAUAAUCGCUGGAUCCAUAACAUUAGGGUAUUAUACAUACAAACUUGGGCCUCUUGGUGUCUGUAAAGGGUUGGUAGAAUCAGUCACUGAUAUGUAUGAAAAAUUUUCAACAUUUUGGUGAGAUUAAUAGCAUCACCCCGUAGUAAAUGAACAAAUGUUAUUUAAAAUUUCAUUUUUAAUUUGUGGGUAAAUCUGAUUUGUGAAUAAAGUUAAUAA